AUGAAUUAAUACAAACUUGUAGGGAAAAAAGGAGAGGGAACAUUUUCAGAGGUUAUCAAAUCACAAUCAUUCAAAACAGGAAACUAUGUUGCUAUAAAAUGCAUGAAAAAUAAAUUCACAUCAAUUGAAUAAGUUAAUCAUUUGAGAGAAAUUCAAGCAUUAAGGAAAUUGAGUCCUCAUAAACACAUCAUAAGGCUGAUAGAAGUUCUAUAUGAUGAACCUACAGGAAGAUUAGCUUUAGUAUUUGAAUUAAUGGAAUAGAAUCUAUACGAACAUAUCAAGGGUAGGAGACAACCGUUGAAUCCUUAAAAAGUUAAAUCCUUUAUGUUCUAACUGUUAAAAUCGAUUGAUCAUAUGCAUAGAAAUGGUAUCUUCCAUAGAGAUAUCAAGCCUGAAAACAUUUUACUGAAUUCAGAUCAUCUGAAACUUGCUGAUUUUGGAUCUUGCAAAGGCAUUUAUUCUAAGCAUCCUUAUACAGAAUAUAUCUCAACCAGGUGGUAUAGAGCACCGGAAUGCUUACUGACAGAUGGAUAUUAUGACUAGAAGAUGGAUUUAUGGGGUGUAGGAUGUGUAAUGUUUGAAAUCAUAGCUCUAUUUCCUCUAUUUCCAGGAACAAACGAAUUGGAUUAAAUUCAUAAGAUCCAUAAUAUUUUGGGAACUCCAAAUCCCAAGGUUUUUGAUAGAUUCAGAAAAUAAGCUACUCACAUGGAAAUUAAUUUCCCCAACAAACAUGGAAGCGGUAUUGAAAGACUUCUCCAAGGUUAAACCAAGGAAUGCAUUGAUUUAAUUAAAUAGCUAUUGGUAUAUGAUCCUGAGGAAAGAAUCACUGCUUAAGCUGCUUUGAAGCAUGAAUAUUUUAGAGAACUGCAUAGAGAACUGUAUGAAGCAGAUGUCCCCCUAUAGAACUUUAAAAGCAUCGGAGGAUGUUGUCAACAUUUUCAACAUUAGGAGAAUGAUAAUUUUUUGGAAAAUACUAAAAGAAUUGAUGAUCCUAAACAGCCGUAUUAACCGAAUGUGAAAAAGCCAUAAAAUCAAAAUGCAAAAACAUAAAAAAAUCCUGGAUUUCCAUUAUUGUAAGGUGAAUUAAAAAUAGAUAAGAAUCAUGAUAGUGAUGAUGGUGUAGAUAAAUAACCACCAAUAUUACCUGAAAUUAAGAGAAAAAAGAAGUAUGAUCCCAAAAUUAUUUACGGGAAAUAAUAUCAAUCUAAUCAAGCAUAUUAGUUUAAUUCUAAAGGUAUCUAUAAUGAAAUCAUUAAAUUAGCUGGUAAAAAAAUGGUGCUUGGAUUAUAAGCAGAUUACAUAUUUAUGGGAAGAAAGCUAUGA
This is a messenger RNA of Paramecium tetraurelia, 1323 nucleotides long. RefSeq lists its product as uncharacterized. Gene Ontology annotation, biological process: protein phosphorylation; intracellular signal transduction. Gene Ontology annotation, cellular component: nucleus; cytoplasm. The transcript has 10 exons. Lineage: Eukaryota; Ciliophora; Oligohymenophorea; Peniculida; Parameciidae. The record is from RefSeq and is a predicted model, not a curated record. Gene Ontology annotation, molecular function: ATP binding; protein serine/threonine kinase activity.